This is a messenger RNA of Trypanosoma conorhini, 765 nucleotides long. RefSeq lists its product as uncharacterized. The transcript has a single exon. The coding region runs from base 1 to 765 and encodes 254 amino acids. The record is from RefSeq and is a predicted model, not a curated record. NCBI's taxonomy places the organism in Eukaryota, Euglenozoa, Kinetoplastea, Trypanosomatida, Trypanosomatidae.
AUGGGCACGAAACGACAACGGGAAGAGGGGGAGGAUGGGAGUGAAAAGUGCCGCGUGUACUUUUCUUACGGUGACUGGAACGCCCUUGUGACGCUGUACAGGCCAUUGGCCUUUGAUACGUUAGAUCCGGAAACUUUUCCGGGACUCACUUUCUUCUUUGCACCACGUGUGGUUGGCGUAAUGAAUGGUCACUACGUGCUUUCCCUUAACGGCGUGAACCGACCGUGUGACCAUCUGCUUAGGCAACGGCCAUGGCUUCCCUGCAGCUACCACGGACCUUUCCGAUGCUCCUGUCAUGCCUUGGAACAAAUUGCACGUGGGGUGCGACAGCUGGAGCGAGAAUUAACGUUUUUACCAAGGCGUCUUGCGCUGCGGGUGACUAAGGCGGGCAAACACGAGACAGCACCGUUUAUCUACAUGGACAACUUAACACGUGCAGCCACUAUUUGCCUCUGCGGUCUUCCUCUACCACAGACUGUGCUUGGCCCAAUGACACUGUGUCUGUUGGACGAUGAGUAUUCAAUUGCCCGGGCGAUAUCGUCUGCCUUCAGCGAGAGCCACCGGAAAAUGAAUGCGGGGACAAAAUGCGUCCUCUGCGCAGCUGAAACAGAUAGAACCUGUAGUGUAUGCGGGUGUUGGGUGUGUGCAAAGUGCGACAUCCAAUGCUGCUCAUGCGGAAAGAAUGCCUGUAAGGCGUGUGUUGUGAAUAUUGAAGAAAUACCGACAAAAGAAGAAGAAUACUGCCUUAAUUGUUACUCUUUGUAG